Messenger RNA from Rotaria sordida, 1023 nucleotides. The record is from the annotation of a GenBank genome assembly. NCBI's taxonomy places the organism in Eukaryota, Metazoa, Rotifera, Eurotatoria, Philodinida, Philodinidae.
AUGAGUCAAGAUCGACAUAAGGACAAUUCACCAAAUCCGCCAUUUGAAGGUUCCCAGCCUACUCCGAUCGAAAAAUCGACUGAAUAUAUACCAUCUCCACCUGAACCUGGUAGUGGCAAUAAUCUAAAUGAAGUACUAUUGCAACCACCUUCUGCUCUAGUCGAACAUCAUGGAAGAAAGAUCAUGGCCAAGACACUAGAUGAUAAAGAAGACAAUUAUGAAUGGAGAGAUUUAACUGGUCUUGACAAUCAAGCAAUUCGUCGUGUAUUUAUUCGAAAGGUUUAUAUAAUUCUUAUGAUUCAAUUAUUGAUUUCAUUUGGUCUUAUUACAUUAUGUAAUUUUAUACCAUCGAUUGGUAAAUAUGUGAGAAGUCCGAAUGGUAAACGAUUUUAUUUGGCAUCAUAUAUUGUUUUUUUGGUUACUUAUUUUGUAUUGAUUUGUUCGAAAAGUGCAGUACGAAAAUUUCCACUCAAUAUUAUUUUACUUACUGUUAUGACAUUAUCAAUGAGUUAUAUGCUAGGUAUGAUAUCUGCAUAUUAUAAAACUGAAUCAGUCUUUAUUGCUAUUGGUAUAACAGCAUUUGUUUGUUUUGGUGUUACAUUAUUUUCAUUUCAAACAAAAUAUGAUUUUACAUCAUGUUUUGGAGUUUUAUUUGCUAUGUCAUUGGCAUUUUUGGCUUUUGGCAUUAUUUGUAUUUUUACUUAUUCAAGAAUAAUGUAUACAAUAUAUGCUGGUGUUGGAGCUGUGUUUUUUUCGAUUUUCUUGGCUGUUGAUACACAAUUGAUUAUUGGUGGAAAACGGUACGAAAUAAGUGCUGAAGAUCAUAUUUUUGCAUCACUCAUGCUUUACAUAGAUAUUGUUAAUAUAUUUUUAUCUUUUCUUUCUGUAUCUGGCAGUCGGAAAUUAGUAUUUCGGCCUGAAAUAAAUAUGAUAAGAUUUAAUCAAUUAGAAAUCGUUCGAACUAAAAUUGUACAAAAAAAAUCUCCGUAUUUUUAUUCAUUUACUCUUGUUUUAGCUGUUUAA